AUGUGCAUGGAUUAUAAGAAGCUUGGCGGAUGCUCGCAACAUCAUAUUCAGCUACUCUGCAGCAAGCGGCUCCCUCGCCCACAUCCUCUCUGCAUCCUGAACAAGUCGACAAAAUGAAAUUCUUCUCCGCACUGUGUGUCCUCGUGCUGGUGGUGAUGCUGGCGUUGGCGUCGCCGGCCCGCGCCUGCGAUAGCUGUGGCGGCAACAACAACGGCGGCAACAACAACGGCGGCGGCAGCAGCGGCAGCAGCAGCAGCAGCGGGAACAGUGGCAGCAGCACAUCCAGCUCACAGACUGGUGGAGUUUUGAACAACCUUUUGGCUACGUCAAACAGCUAAGCAGCGUGGAUUCAAGCAACCCUCGUUACCACACUACUUUAUACUUUUUUUUGUAAUAUUUAAUGUAUAUUCCAUACCUACUCUGAAGAUCUAUCACCAUCAUCACAGUGACAAGACCAUGGUUUCAAAAUAAUUAUGUAUUUUUCCCCAACAAAUUUCUUGAUAUGUAAAAUUAUUUUAAUAUCGUUGAAGAGGAAAUAUUAUUAUGUAAUAUAUUAUAUAUUUA
Molecule: messenger RNA, 564 nt
Organism: Plutella xylostella (diamondback moth)
Lineage: Eukaryota; Metazoa; Arthropoda; Insecta; Lepidoptera; Plutellidae
Source: RefSeq, a predicted model, not a curated record